Molecule: messenger RNA, 915 nt
Organism: Alternaria atra
Lineage: Eukaryota; Fungi; Ascomycota; Dothideomycetes; Pleosporales; Pleosporaceae
Exons: 5
Coding region: 1-915 (304 amino acids)
Molecular function (GO): phosphoglycolate phosphatase activity; alkaline phosphatase activity
Source: RefSeq, a predicted model, not a curated record
AUGGCAAAACCGCAGUUCCUCUCUGGCGACAAAAACGCCAUCGACGAAUUCUUGAACAGAUUUGAUGUCUUUCUGUUCGACUGCGAUGGCGUCCUCUGGUCUGGCGAUCACCUAUACGAGAAGGUCCCCGAGACACUCGAGAUGCUGAGGAGUAAAGGCAAACAACUCGUCUUUGUCACCAACAACAGCACCAAGUCGCGAGCGGAUUACAAGAAGAAGUUCGAAAAACUCGGUAUCCCCGCCGAGGUGGAAGAAGUUUUCGGUUCCUCCUACAGCGCCGCCGUAUACAUCAACCGCAUCCUCAAGCUCCCUGCGCCAAAGAACAAAGUAUUCGUCCUAGGAGAGUCAGGUGUAGAGCAGGAACUCGACGCAGAGGGCGUCCCAUAUAUCGGCGGCACGGACCCCGCCUACAACCGAGAAUUUCGGCAGCCAGAGGACUUCGAGGCUAUCGCGAACGGCAGCCUGCUCGACCCGGAUGUUGGCGUUGUGCUGAGUGGUCUGGACUUCCACUCCAACUACCUGAAGACGGCAAUCGCGUUCCAGUACCUCCAGCGCGGCGCGGUAUAUCUCGCUACCAACAUCGAUAGCACGUUGCCAAAUGCGCAUACCCUGUUCCCUGGUGCCGGUGCUUCGGGUGCUUCGCUUGAGAGGGCGAUUGGCAGGGCGCCAUUGUCUCUAGGCAAGCCGAGUCAGGCCAUGAUGGACGCAGUAGAGGGCAAGUUUAAGUUCGACCGUAGCAGGACCUGUAUGGUGGGGGAUAGGCUGAACACGGAUAUCCAAUUUGGUAUUGAUGGAAAGCUGGGCGGAACACUGGCAGUGCUCACUGGCGUCAGCAAGAAGGAGGACUUCCUUGCUGAGGGUGCGAAGACUGUGCCUAUGGCUUAUGUGAAUGCGCUAGGUGACCUGAUGGGCUAA